Molecule: messenger RNA, 8995 nt
Organism: Hydra vulgaris (swiftwater hydra)
Lineage: Eukaryota; Metazoa; Cnidaria; Hydrozoa; Anthoathecata; Hydridae
Source: RefSeq, a predicted model, not a curated record
AUGAAGUUUAAAUUACCAAUCAUUUACUAUGGUUAUGCUAACGUAAUAUGUCAGGUUAAUACAUUUAAUACACUUUACGAAGCAUCUUUAGCUGAUAACUUGUUGAGCAAAAGUUUAGAAAUAAUUUCACCUAACACCCCACGCUUGGUCUUUGCAUUUAGCUCAAAAAGUUUGACAGCUAAAACAGGCGAAAUAAUUGUAGUUGAAUACUCAGUCAAAAAUGACGGUGUUUCUAGUACAGUUGAGUAUAAAUGGGUAGUCUUUAUAAGAAUUGUAUCUAUAAAUACUGAAAAAGAACUCUUGUCAAAACAGUUGGAUAUUUAUGAAACGCUUAAACCUGGUGAUAUAUAUACCCGUCGAAUUGAGUUCUACAUAGACUGGAAAUUCAAAAGUGGAAUGUACAAAAUAAUUAUUUCAGCUGAUUUUUUUAAUAAUGUCUUCAGCACUUUUACAAGCAUCAAGACGAUUGCGUUGUUUUUAACAGUGGAGUUAGUUAAAACAAAAUGGUCAUUAAAAGGUUUUGGCACAACUAUCAAAGUGAUUAAAAAAGAUCGGGAGGCGGUCAAUGCUUUGGAAGUUUAUUAUACAAUCAAUGUUGAAUAUCCAUUUAAAACUACUAGCGAACUUGUAUGGACAGAUGUUUUCUAUUUGUCCAAUUUGCAAAUAUUUGAAGAGAGCGUUGCUAUUAAACUUUUUGAGUCAAAUCAGAGGAUGCUUGCUACAAACGGAAACGAAAAUAAAUUUACUUUUAAAAAACUAUUUUAUUUAGAUAAUUUGGUGUAUGGCGAAUAUUAUUUAUAUAUUUUUGUUGACAAAAAUCAGCUGAUUGAAAAACUUAUUGACUUUAACAGUCCAAUCAAGAAAUCAGUUCAAAUAUAUAAAAUAAUUUCUUUAUUAAGAAUCUUUGAGCUUAACAUAACAAAGGACCCACAACUAAAUUUAAACGGAUAUAAUAUAACUGUGGCGUGGAAACUUGAAAAUAUUGGAGACAUUACAGUUGAAAAUCCUCAGUUUACUUUUUAUGGCAGAUCUUUAAGUGGCUCUUCGUUCCAAAUAGGCAGCUAUAAAUCACAAAAUACACUUUAUCCGCUAGAUGUAAAAGAAGAAUCAACUCAGCUAAUUCUAGGUCUUCAAUUGUACGGAACGUUUACUAUAACCAUUAAAUGGCAAGACGCUACGGAGAGCAGUAGUGAUUCAACAAAAGUGUUUAUUCAACAGUUUCGAUCCGCUGACUUAUCAGUCAAAGAUCUUUAUUACACUAAUAGCUUAGAAAUAAAAGAAAAUGUUAAAUGCAACAAUCACCGAUUUACAGUGGCUGUGACGUACAGUGUUGAAAAUAUUGCUUAUAGCAUGAACAAAUUAAAAACAUGGACUGACAAAAUUUCUGUUGUUUGUGAUAAUGAUUUGACUAUAAGCAAAAACCUUAGCGUAACAAAACAAUUAUGGUCAUCAGAUACUUAUUCAAAUGAUUAUCAAUUUUUGUUUUCUCUUCAAGAAAGAUACUACCCAAAAUGCAAGAUUAUAGUAAUUGUAAACGCUGAUAAUGGAGCUUUUGAACUAUUUAGCUUUGUAAACAAUUUGAAAGAACAGUGUUAUUUUUCAAUACCUACCAAACCUUAUGCAAGAUUUAUACUUACACCAUUGUAUAAUUUUAGCAAGCUAAACCUAUGGAAAGCUGGCAGCUCAACUGAAAUGGAAUACACAAUUAAAAAUGAAGGUAACAGCUCAAAAUAUUCUUUAAGCACAUGGAUAGAUAGCGUAUAUCUGCAUAGAAAACAAAAUGAUUGGCAAAGUUAUAUUUUAACAUCUGGUAUUUUGCUUGGUAGUAAAGCUUUUUAUAACUUUGAGCUUGGUUGUGGAGAAUCAAGCACAAAUAACUACACAAUUAAAUUGCAAAUACCGAAAAAAGCGUCAGGUAAGUAUUAUGGGUACCUUAUUAACGAUCCUCAGAACAGUAAUGUUAACUCAUUUAGACUUUUAAACUCUAAUUUUGAGGUUGAUGUUUUACCAAUUGAGCCAUGCAAUAUAGCAUCCACAAAUGGAACAAUAAUGUCUGCAGAAAACGUUUUUACAGGAGGCGAUAAAAUUAAAUUUUCGUUUGAGGUAUACAACUUUGGUAAGGGAUUAGCUGAAGGCAGCUGGUAUGAUGCAGUUUAUUUGUCAAAGUUUGCAACCAUUACACCAAACGAUCUGCGACUAAUUACGACUGCUCGUCUACGUGACCUUUAUACAAACGAUUUUUACAAAGUUGAUUUUGAACUUACAUUACCACUUAAGCUUAGUUCUGGUCUGUAUUUUAUUGCAUUUGUAACGGACACCACAAAAGUUUUAUUUGAUUCGGAUUAUGACAAUAACCAGGCUUCAAUAAUGAUUCAAGUAAAGGCAGUCACAAACGCUGAUAUAUUUGUAAAAAACGUAACUAUAUACAGUGAAACCUCGAACAAUUUAGAGUUCUUUUGGCAACUCAAUGCUGAUCAAUCGUUAUUAGCGCGUAAAUGUGACUCAUUGUAUUUAUCUUUUGACAACAAAUUUGAUUAUAUAUAUGACUUUGAACUAAGCAAUGGCUACUGUGAGGCAUUCGAAAUUAAUGUGGUAUCAGGCACUCAGUUAGGUGACAUCAACUACAAAAUAAAUACGCUACAAUUGCCUCUUUUACCUGAUGGUUCCUAUUAUGGAAUAGUUCAUACAAUCACAAAUGUGGAGGAAACAAAUUUUGAAAACAAUGCAGGAGUCAGCGAGCAAAGUGUUGCAAUUGAAGUGUUGGAGUUGCAUAUAAACGUUUAUCAAGAGGUUCUCAUCAAGCCAAACCGGAACAAUCUGUUUAAGUUUAAGCCUGACUCUAAAAUGAAUACGCUGAAGGUUGAGUUAAAGACAAACUGUCAACUAUCAUAUAACGAUAUUUUUAUUCAAUUAAAAACCAUACCAACAGAGAAUUCAUUUGUUUCAAAAUCAAUCUUUUCUUACUCUUCUAAUCAGUCGUCUAUUGUAAGAAAUUUGAACUCCGAUAAGUACUACAUGGUUGUCAAGUCCUACCUUGCAACAAUUAAUCAGCCUUACUUAGCAAUGAUACUUAUUAAAUAUGUACAAGAUAUUGAAGUUGACCGAUUCGAGCCAUCAAAACUAAGCGUAAAAGGCAAAAACACUGUUAAAAUUAUUGGAAACUUUGUUCCUCAAAAAUUAGAGAUUUGUUUGAAAAAUAUUAGUGGCGCAAGCUUUUUAGUAUGUGCAGUAAAAGUUUACAAGGUGAACAUUGAAAUGGUGUUUGCAACAUUUGACUUAUCAGACUUUAAUCUUCAAACAGAAAGAGUUUACCAACUUACAGUUAAUAAUAAAUCAGCUGAUCAAGUAGUUGAAAUUGUUAUUGGAAAAAUUGGUAGUAUGCAGCUAAAAUUAGAAGUUUCAAGACGUUUAUACAGACAAAACGAAACUGCUUAUGUUGAUCUGGUUGUCAAUAACAAUGGUGACACAGAUAUAUACGUGCCAGUUGUAUUUGUUAGUUGUGUUGAUCUUGAGGCUAACUUUUUUAAAAAUGAUCUUAAAAAUCUACCAGAAACAAAACUUUUACCUGAUUUUGAAAUUGUGGCACUUAACGACCAACCAUAUCCAUCAUAUUUCUACGAUUAUCUUAUUGUCCUGAAUACAAAUAACCUUGGUGGUGUAUUACAACCACGAUCAUCAACUACAUUGCGCUUGAAAGUGAGACCAAUUAAUUCAGAGUUUUUGGGACAAUCAAAAAUAACAGCGAUUCCUUAUGAAAACAGCUUUUUUUUAAAUUUUAUUAACAAUAAUAUUGACUCAUACAAGCCGCCAUUUUUUACUGAGAGUGUUUGGAAGCAGUUAUCUGAGCUUCUAAUAAACAAAGUCAAACAAAAUAGUAAUGAAAUGUUGCAUGAAACAGUUAACGAACUAACAACCAAUGGGGUAGAUAUUUAUCGAUUAAGUGACCUGGUAGUCUAUCACAUAUUCCGGCUCGAUGGAGCGUUCUUCAGUACUAAUCUAAUAGAUUCAGUUGACUUUAAUAUUAUCACCAAUGAAGUUGCUUACAUUCGUUCAUAUUCAGCUAAAUAUUCUUCUAGAAACACAAAAAAUAUCCCACUUGGUAUGGGAUGGACGGAUAACCUUCACAUUAGACUUGAGAAGAGUGAUUACGAUUCACUUCUUCUGACAUUAGGUGGCAAACAAUACAGUAUUGAUUUUCGAACGUCAAAUACUUCAUACUUUUCUGACAUUUGGCAAGUUGAUAUAUACGGUGACACAGCAAUCAUAAUACUAAAAGAAAAUAAUUUAGCUUAUGGGUACAAUUUUACUGAAAACUGCAUACAUUCAUUAACCACACUUACUGGAAACAAACAAAUGACAGUUACCUGUCGUAAAGGACUAAUUUAUGAAAUAUUUAACACGGAAUCAACAAUUCAGUUUACUUACACAACCAGCAAUCUUUUACAAACUAUUACAAAAAAGUCAUCAAAUUCACCCAAAGAAAUUUUCACACUUGUUUACGAUUUAUUUGAUCGUCUAAUUGAGUUUACGACACCAUCUGUUGUUGUAAAGUAUGAAUACGACAUCCUAAACAAUCUUGUGAAAGCUGAAACAAGUUAUAAUUUAGUUUUUAAGUAUGAAUUUAACCAGGAUAGCCUAGUAAGUCGUAUAACAAACUACGUAAAUAACCAAACAGUAUUAGACUACAAUUACACGUAUUAUGAUUACGGUCCAGUUGAAAUGCAUGAUCAGAUUAACGGCAUAAAAGUUAGGUACUUUUACGACUUGAAUGGGCGGCUGUUAUAUUAUGAGAAAAACGAGCGUCACCGAGUUCACUUUGUUUCAUCUAUGGAUUUGAGUAAAUCAACAAUACUUGUUAAUGGUGAGAUUUUUAAGAGGAUUAAUUACGAUGAGAAACAGAACAGUGUCAAUCAAAUUUUUAGCGAUGAAAGUUUGAGCUCGAGGAAAACUGUGUUUAAGAAUGAAACUUAUGAAGUUACGGAGUACAGUGACAGGUUAAACAAUAAAAUUAAGUUAAUAAAACAGUUAGUGAAUGAUAAUACUCAAAUUGAAGAACUAAUAUUGCCUAAUAAUCUGAAAGAAAGAAAGGUUUUUGAUUUAAAGAAGAAUGUGCUGCAAAUCCAAACGCGAAAUAACGAUGAAUUAACCCUAAAAUACGAUGAAAAUAUGAACAGAGUGUUUUAUAGUCAUUCAACUGGCGAUGAUUUAAACACGUGCUCAUUUGAAUACACAGAGCAAGGUUAUUUGAGUGCAGCACGAGGCCAAGACGACUAUUAUUCAAUAUACAAUAGCUAUGAUGCUUUCGGAAAGCUGAUAAAAACUCAAAUGAAAUCUGAUUUAAUAGUUGAAUACGUUUACAAUGAUAAAUCUAACCUUGUUGAAAUGAAAACAAAUCAAAACAUAAAUUUUGUUUACACUCGAGAUCAAAAUGAACGAGUUACUCAAUUAAAAGUAAAUGGGGACACACUAGCACAAGUUAACUACACUCAAAAUGGAUAUAGCUUAUUUUUGCCUAAGGUUUCAAGAUACUUUAAUUAUAUAUACUCUGCUAACAACGGCAAGUUAAUAAGUUAUGUAAUUGGUGACAUGCACGUUGAAAAGAACUUGGUUAGAUAUGAGUACGAGUAUAACCAAAAAAAUUUAUUGAAAACGUUGAAACUGUAUACAGGUGUUAACCAAUCCGAUUACGUAACUAAUUACUACUAUGAUUCUUUAAAUCGUCUAGUUAGUGUUAAAAAUCAUAAUUUAAACACGACAAUUAAUGUUUUGUAUGAUUCAAACGGAAAUCGAUUAAGAUAUCAAGAGCAUAUUGGAUUUGGUGAUGAACAGCUUAAGGAAAACGAGUAUGUAGUUAAUCAAAUGAACCAGUACUUAAGCGACGGUGUUAACUUUUACAAUUACGAUCGAAAUGGUAACGUGAUAGAAGAGAGGAAUAAAAGCCAAGAUACAGUUAAAACAUAUAAAUACUACAAAGAUGGCAAACUAUCACAAUUUGUAACCAAAGAUGACAACUGCAGCUUAAAAUACGAUUGCUUGGAGAGGAUUAGCCUCUUUAAUUGUACCAAAGCUGGCUUAUUUAUUUUUAGCUAUCAAUACAACAAUCAAAAUCCAUUAUCAAUAAAGCUAUCCAACAAAACAGUUAUCUAUUUUCUUUACAUACCAGGCAUAAAAACAUCAAUUGGUUUCAUGAUGGGCAACAAAGUGAUUUAUUUUGAGUACAACGGUUACUUUUUUGUUCAACAAGUAUAUAGUCCCGGGACAAUUGUAAAGCCCCCAAAAUUCACACCAAAUCCCAAUCCAAUUAUGCCGGGUAACCCAGUUAUAUUUCCUGAUAUACCUUUUGAUACAGAUACGCUUCUACCGAGGAUUGAUUUAAAUACAACUCUAGGCCCGAGUAAUAAACCAGUCUCAACAUCUUGUAACACAAAUCUCGGGCAACUGGUUUUUAAUAUCGAUUCAGUAUUUAAUCAAAAUCCUAUUUUUACUAGCACUAUAAAUAAGCUUCCUGAUUUUCCUAUAAUGAAUCGUAUCACUUCGGAAAAUCAGAUCAACUUUGAACCUCCCACAUUAAGUCCAUCAAUUUUUCCAAAAUUUUUAUCUCCAAAUUUUAUUGCUUUUGAAAAACCAUAUUUCACUUUUUCUAAUCAAUUCUGCCCAGAGAUAAAUUUGAAGACUGUUCCUUCAAGUAAUAUAGUGUUGUCUGUAUUAGAUAAUAUAGGUGACAGCUCAAAAUGGGUUGAUGCAGCAUGUAGUGCAGCUGGAAGCUUUUUUAAACAGUACUUUUUAAAAAAUAAUACAUUUAAAGGUUCAUUAGAGGAAGUUGUCAAAGGCUCAAAGACUAAUUUUUUUAAACGAUUUUUAUGUAAUGAAUUGACAAAAUCUGAUGUUGUUGAUAAAAUUGGUAAUAUGGCUGGCGAAAAAGUUAUUGAAUCGCUAGUUAAAAAAAUUCCAUAUAAAUCAAAAUGCUUAAAAAAAGCAAUUGUUAGUAUCUUUCCAGAGAUAACAGAACUUAUCAAUUGGGCUAGGUCGUUUGAUCCUAAUGAUAUUUUAGGUCCAAAGGGCUACGGUGCCAACAAUUAUGUCUCAAACAAUCAAAAGUUUAUCUUUGUUAUUAAUUUUGAAAAUAUGGCUAAUGCGAGUGCGCCUGCACAACUAGUUGAAGUGGAAUCCCAACUAGAUGAUCAAUUCAAUUAUGCAAGUAUUAUGUUUACUAGGUAUGGUUUUAAUAGCUUUGAAAAAAAUUUGAAUAAUUUAAAAAGACCUUAUUUGUCAGAGACUUUAGAAUUUGGAUUGUUUAAUUUGAGAGUUUUUGCAACAAUUAGUCCGUUAAACCGUAAAUUGAUUUGGCAAAUUAAGACAAUUGAUAAAGUUACUGGCAAUAUACCAGACGAUGCAAGUUUAGGCUUUUUACCACCAAGUAACGGAACGCAUGGAAAAGGAUUUGUUGAGUUUUUAGUACUACUUAAGCCUAAUUUACCUCAUUUAACUUCUGUGAAAGUAGGCGCGAGUAUUGUAUUUGAUCAAAACGAUGCAAUCGAAACAAACAUUAUUGUAUAUACAAUUGAUGCAAUAUUACCAGAGAUUACCAUGACAUAUAUACCUAAUGGCAACUACAUACUGAUAAAUGCAACAGAUAAAGGUUCAGGUGUUAACUCAAUAACUGUUUAUAAUGGUACGGAAAAAAUAAUUUUUGUAACUGAUGAGUCAAUAUCAAGUUUUGAGCUCCCUCUAAAUAAUCAGCCUUACAAUAUUUAUUACACUGCCCAAGACAAUGUCUUGAACAGUCUUCCAUUGCUGUUUUUUAAGUUAAUUAGUGAUAAGAUGCCUGCAGGCUCAAACGAGACGUGUCACAAUAAUUGCUCUGGAAAUGGUGUUUGUGUAAACGCGUUUUGCCAGUGUAUAGAUGGAUUCAAAGGUGACAACUGCAAUGUGAAAAUAUCUAAUGAAGAUCUUCUUAACGAGCCACCAAAUAUUGAUAUUGGGUAUUUACCAACAAAUACCAGAGGUUUAAUUAAUUUGUUUGUUAAAGCAAAUGAGGAAAACCCGAUGUUAAUGCAGAUCAACAAUAUACCCGAGAAUGUGUUAAUAAAAUACAAGAACCAGAUUAUUACCUCAGUUUUUGUAAUUAGUCUAAACAGCAAAAAUGCAACAAUUUUAACAGUUCAAUCUCAGCUGGGUAACAGAACUUUUUUCAAUUUUGAAGUAAAUAUAUCCACAACUAGGUUAAAUAUUUUAACAAAUCGCACAGUAACAAUAUCAACAGUAUUUUACUACCCAAUCAACAUGAACAAUUUUGAAAUUGAGUAUACCUUUCAAACUUUUGUCAAUUGUUAUAAUAAAUAUUGGAACAAUAAUUCUAUUGCGCUUCUCAGUGAACAAAUUGAUGAUUUUGAUGUGGUUUCUAUAGAUUCUUAUCGAAAACCAAGCUUUAUUGAGUUGAAUUUAGUGAAGUUGUCUUUAAAAUUUUAUCAAUUAGAAGUAAAAUCAGCAAAUACAAAUUUUGGUAAUAUAGAUUUCUUUUUAAAGUUAAAAGUAAAUAGUACAAACGUAGGCGGUCAAUACAAAAUUAUUAUUGUGGAAAGCAAAAUUGAAAGUUAUAAAAUGUGCAAUGAUUCACUAUCACCUGUCUUUCCGGCUGAAAACCAAACAGUCACGUCAAACAAAAAUGUCACUACAGGACUUGUGGUUGGAAUAACACUAGCAAUCUUAUUUAUUGUAAUCAUAGCAAGUGUUAAGAAAUUUUGCAAGGGUAGUAAAAUAAGAAGGGCUGCAGUCAUAUAAACUCAACUCUCCACAAGGUCACACUUUUAGAAACGUUAGUUUUUUUAGAAUUUUACAAAGAAUCGAGUACAGACAUUCCUUUUAAAAUACUUAAGAUUUUUCACUUUGUGUUGUUUUCUUAUUCUGCACACUUUGUGUACUUUGUACACUUUUUUUUAGCUUAUUUUGUAUAUUUUUUAAUCUUUAAUUACUAAUCUGUCAGUGUAUCAAUUUA